Molecule: messenger RNA, 3087 nt
Organism: Aspergillus versicolor CBS 583.65
Lineage: Eukaryota; Fungi; Ascomycota; Eurotiomycetes; Eurotiales; Aspergillaceae
Product: exocyst subunit SEC5
Exons: 2
Coding region: 1-3087 (1028 amino acids)
Biological process (GO): exocytosis; Golgi to plasma membrane transport
Cellular component (GO): exocyst
Source: RefSeq, a predicted model, not a curated record
AUGACUGACGCCGACGUCGCCCACUUCUACAAUCUACCAUCGGCAUAUCCAGAGGAAUGGCCUACGGAGCUGGAUGAUGAAGAUGAGGAGGAGGACGCGGCUCUCCAGCACGGUGGUUCGAGAUCCAGUUACCAUGUCCUCGACCGGAGCAACAGUCGGACUGGUCCUAGUCCGGGAUCGUUAAAGGGAAACAGUGGUCGGGAGAACCUUGUCAAGGUUGACGAGCCUGAUCCGUUAGGCUCGAGGAACAGUGUUCUUAGUUCCCUGAAGAAGCGAGGGUUGGCGGUCGCUGAUGAUAACCGGCUACGGAAUCGCUUCCUCCUCUCCUCAACGGGGUUCUCCCCCGCACUUUUUCUAUCGCAGGUCCAUUCCGAUGCAUCGAUUAAAACCCUCGUUGAAGGCCUCAAUUUCCUUUCUCAAUCUAUCGACCAGAAGUCGGCCUCGCUGAAGGUCCUUGUCGAAGCAAACUUCGAGAGGUUUGUCCGGGCCAAAGCAACGAUUGACAGUGUAUACACGGAGAUGAGGCACCAAGGAAGGGAACAGGACUUGACGACUCAUCGCAGGUCGGCGAGCCACCUGCGGAGGAUUUCCGGACAUGACUUCCCUCCCUCAAAUGCAGAUUCGAAAAAGAACGCGUUGCUGAAGGAGAGCGACUAUGGUGUGAAGGGUAUUAGGGUUCCUCUAACGGAAGCAUCUGUGAAGGCGGAGGAAGUCUGGGGCCCAGCAUUGAGCGGACGCGAGAGAGAAGAAAUGCUAAAGGCCGUCGUUGAGAGCAUGGAGAGGCACCGAGAGGUGUACGAUAUCGGCGGGCUUCUCUCAAAAUCUAUCAAGCAGAGGGACUAUGAAUCUGUGUUCGAGCAAUAUCGCAAGGCGAGGGCUCUUACUCAGGAUGCAAAGGUCAUUGCCGAUGCCGCGACCAGGGAAGGUCGAGCAUUGACGGACGAAGAAGCUCAUGUUAUAUUAGCAUUGGGUAGGAUGUGGAUUGAUGUCGAUCAACAGAUCCACGGAUUCAAGGGCGACCUUUGGAGGCGCCUCAAUGAGGCUCCGAGCACAUCUACAAGAAUUACAACCUCCGGCCCGGUGGAGGAAUACAUGGAGUUGAUUGGCGCUUUAUUGGAACUAGGGGUGGACGACAACCCUAUCUGGGUGUGGCUUCUUAGCCGUUACGACUACCUAAGGGCGAAGACAAAGGCUUUCUGUGAUCGCGGCAAGGUCGAGAUAGAAAUUCUUAGACGUCGUCUCGCUAGCGGGGCAGAGCCUACACCUCAGGAGAUGGCUUCAUAUUUGCGCAGAGCUCCCCAGGACGGCUCAGCGGAGCCAUCACCACUUCCAGACUCUGAUCAAGUGAUAGAGCUUUGGGAAUGUGUCCAUACAUACCUGACCAGGCUGUUAUCAUCACAUGGAGGCAUCCUUGGCGAGGUUUUGGAUUUCUGGGAAGUCGCGCAAUCGUUCAUCGACGGUAAUAAACAGAAACUUCUCCCGGCGGGAUUCGAAGGCGAAAGUCGGAAACACCACAAAUUUGCCUCCAGCGAUAUCAGAGAUCUACAAAAAGGCCUUAUUGAGCUAGUUAGUCUAGUUCGAGAUGGUGUCCUCUCGUUGUUCGCCGAACCACCGGUAGAUGAUGUCUCUCUUCUCACGUCCCCAGUCUCACCAGCGAGCCCUAGUAGCCCUAUAAGUCUGGGAGUGACACCGACCGAGUCGCGCUUCAAGCUCGAUCCAAAGAAUAUUCCCUUCCCAUCCCCCAAACGCGGUGAACUAUGGGAGGACUACGCUUUUUGGCCACCCUUUUCGAACUCUCUCAGCGGAAUCAAUUAUCUGGGUCAAUUCCUUGUUAUAAUUGGAGCUGCGGCAGGUGAGAUGGCGAAUCUAGAACCGGUCGCAAGCAGCAGCAACACUCGCGAACUACUCAGAGGGCUUGUGAGUGUCAUAAGGGAACGCGCUAUACGCAUCGCUUGUUCGGCAUGGGAGAAAGAUGCGGAAGUCUGUAGAAUGUUGGAAGAUUGGACGCGGGACCCAAAACGAAGAGAUCUCACAAAAAUGCCGACAUUAUUUGUCAAUUUCCAGAAUGCCGUACUCACUGGACUGCAGAAAAUCCUUUUCAUGUCUGAAGCAAUGGCGAGGCCGGGGACUGUCGCCGUGGUUUCGCAGCCAUCUACCAAACUACUGCAAAUGGUUCGUCGGGAGUUCAUAAUCAGCAUCGAGAAGGCUCUUGGUGGUCUUGUUGAAACAGCAGAACAUCCGACCACUCAGGAAGAGAAUGAUGAAUGGUCUGUGCCGGAAUCUACAGCAGCUCACAGCAAGAAUGAUGGGUUAUCGGCUCUUCUUGCGGCAGACGCUGUCGAUUCUCAAAACAGAAAUGUUCGAAUCCUCCUCACACUCUCAAAUAUAAAGGCGCUUCAAGCAGACCUUGUUCCACAGCUUGUCGCCAACUUCGAGUCUUCAUUCUCAGUGACGCUAGCAGAUGAAGCCAAAAUAAUCCGGCAGUUCCUUGAUCAGGUUGACCAACGGUUAUUCCAGUCCUACACGGAGCCUACAAUCAGCAGUCUGAAGAGCAUUAUUAUGGAAGGCGUCACAUCCCCAACUUGGGAACCCCCGGCAUCCCGUCCCGAGCAAGUACGGCCGUAUGUGUACAAUGCAAUGCUAAUACUUGUACUUGUCCACACGGAAAUUUCAACAACCAUUCCCUCCACAUCAUCCUCUACAGCAAGCCGAUCAGCCACUGCUGGACACUCACCACUGCUAUCGAUCGUCCUCACACACCUAUUAACACAAGUAUCCAAAUCCCUCAUGAGCGCUUUCAACUCACGGCCUUCGUACUCCCUGAACUCGUUGAUACAAGCUACUCUCGACACGGAGUUCAUCGCCCAGACGAUGUCGCAGUAUUCUUCAGAGGAGGCUUCCGGCGUACAAAGUCAAAUAUACGUGGAACUAGAUCGUCGGACCACCCACGAAGCGAGGGCUCGCCUUCAGUCUGAGCUAGGCGAAAUGAGGGGUAUCCUGAAGAGACUAAGAGAGAAAACCAAGGGCGAGUUUGCUUGCUUUAGGAAGCCGAGAAGUGGCAAUUCACAGAAACCUACUUCUGCCUGA